GUUUGACACACAAGCAAAGAAAACAACAGUCAAAAUCAAUCAAAUGGCGAUGAGAGCUGUAGUAAGCCGACUCAGCCUGACGCGCUCGAUGGAGUCAACUCGGGGAGCAACUCGCUACUUUAGCGACGACAAAGGUCGUGUCUUGAGCGAGGAGGAGCGCGCUGCUGAGAACGUUUACAUUCAGAAAAUGGAGAGGGAGAGGCUGGAGAAGCUGAAGCAGAAGGCAGCGAAAGAGAAGUUGGAGAAAGAUAAACAGGGUUCUGAUAAGACAGAGCCACACAAGGGCUAAAUCUGAAUCUGACAGGCAUGCUUUGGAAGCGAAAAAUAAAUGUAUGACUUUUGAUGGGAUUAGGUCUUUGUACAGAAUGGUGGUCAUGUUAAUAUCUUGUCUUGUUAAAAGUCAUAGACAUGGCAGUGUUGCUGUUUGCUGUUCUUAAUCUAUAAAAAAGAUGUUUUCUGUACUGUAAAUGUUCUUCCUGGAUAUUUAAUCGACUCUUGGCGUA
Messenger RNA from Pistacia vera, 503 nucleotides. RefSeq lists its product as uncharacterized. The transcript is spliced from 3 exons. NCBI's taxonomy places the organism in Eukaryota, Viridiplantae, Streptophyta, Magnoliopsida, Sapindales, Anacardiaceae. The record is from RefSeq and is a predicted model, not a curated record. The coding region runs from base 44 to 289 and encodes 81 amino acids.